AAUUCCCGACAGUGGGGUUAACAAAUAUAUAAAAAGUUUCAAUCACUUCCAUCGCCAGUCCAUCCAAAAUGUAUCAAAAAUCACUACUUUUCAGUGCCCUCAUCACACUUGGGGCCACCCUGGACGACCCCCGUCUGGCCAAAGUGCUCGACUACCAAUCAGAACGCACCUCAGUGGGUCAUUACUUUUUCCGUUUCGAAAGCAGCGACGGAAUAAUCCGGGAAGAGGAGGGCACCCUCCUCGACGAGAACAACCCGGAGUCUCCGGUCAUCGUCAAAGGCUCGUACUCGUACCCGGACCCGACCGGAAAGCUCUACACCGUGCGCUACAUCGCCGACGAAAACGGCUUCCACCCGGAAGUGCCAACUCCGGUCAAUUCUCCGGUUUUAAUCACCGGCCCGCGCCCCCAAGUCCAGUUCAUCCCGUCGACGCCGCGGCCCCGGAUUCGCCCGGAAAUCACGACCCCCACCCGGAUCCAAAUUCCGAUCGAGUCCACGACCCAGAAGACCUACAGCGACCUUGACGAUAAUAAACUGCAGGAGUCCAUAGUGGGGCUGCUGUCAAACGGACGAGGCUUUGCUGCCAACUAGCAAAUUGUUGACUGAUUUUGUUGUUACUUAGAGAGUUUAUUUUUUAAUAAAAUGAGAUUGAUUUGA
Messenger RNA from Tribolium castaneum (red flour beetle), 656 nucleotides. RefSeq names its product larval cuticle protein 16/17. NCBI's taxonomy places the organism in Eukaryota, Metazoa, Arthropoda, Insecta, Coleoptera, Tenebrionidae. Gene Ontology annotation, cellular component: chitin-based extracellular matrix. Gene Ontology annotation, molecular function: structural constituent of chitin-based larval cuticle. Bases 69 to 590 code for a protein of 173 amino acids. The transcript has 3 exons. The record is from RefSeq and is a predicted model, not a curated record.